Molecule: messenger RNA, 6731 nt
Organism: Plodia interpunctella (Indianmeal moth)
Lineage: Eukaryota; Metazoa; Arthropoda; Insecta; Lepidoptera; Pyralidae
Gene: Sec71
Product: Secretory 71
Exons: 3
Coding region: 453-5588 (1711 amino acids)
Biological process (GO): regulation of ARF protein signal transduction
Molecular function (GO): guanyl-nucleotide exchange factor activity
Source: RefSeq, a predicted model, not a curated record
AAUAAGCGGAACGCAACUUUAUUUGGGGCAUGAAGUCAAGAUAAUAAAUUAAAAGUCUCUUUAACUUUAUAAAAUUUGCCUAAAACUAGUCUAUAAAUUUGUUGCAAUCUAUUAAUUUCAUAUUAAUAAAUAGUUUUGUGACAAUUGUAAUAUAUUACUUACUUAGAUUUUUUAUAGUAAUAAAAAUUAGGAAUUGUGAACGCAUCGCAAUAUUGACAUGUUUGUGAUGAGGUGUGAUAUCGUGAAAUCUCCGUCUCGCAGAUAUGGUUUUCAUAUAAAUUUUUCGAUUCGUUAAAGUUUUGUGAUGUUGCGUACGGACUGUUAUUUAGCGGAUAUAUAACCCUACUAAUAAAAUACAACAGUUUCUACGAAAAGCUAUCAUAAAUGAAUGUAAAACCACGCAGCUAAGUCGAUUCCAAUAGGAACCAAUGGAGUGAUUCCCUGAUAGAAUAAUGAUGCAAACUAAUCUCAAAACUAAAGAAAUGUUUAUAGUCAGAGCUUUAGAGAAGAUAUUGGCCGAUAAGGAUAUUAAAAGGUCCUAUCACAGUCAACUGAAGAAGUCCUGUGAAGUAGCCCUUGAGGAAAUCAAAGCCGAGCUAAAGAAUGGUGGACAGCCAGAAUCAUCAGAGAGUCCAACAUCGGGAACACUCCCACUUCCUAAAAAUGAUUCAUCAAACAUCAUCACAGCUGAAAAAUACUUCCUGCCUUUCGAACUGGCUUGCCAGAGCAAAGCAUCCAGGAUAGUAGUGACAGCACUCGACUGCCUGCAAAAAUUAAUUGCAUAUGGUCAUCUCACAGGGAACAUUCCAGAUUCCACCACUCCACGAAAACUUCUGAUAGAUCGCAUUGUCGAAACUAUUUGUAGCUGCUUCACCGGCCCACAGACCGAUGAAGGAGUACAACUACAAAUUAUCAAAGCACUACUAACUGUAAUCACGAGUCAGCAUGUUGAAGUGCACGAAGGAACUGUCCUCCUUGCAGUUAGAACUUGUUACAAUAUUUAUUUAGCCAGUAAGAAUUUAAUUAACCAAACAACAGCUAGAGCUACUCUCACCCAAAUGCUUAACGUCAUUUUCACUAAAAUGGAGAAUCAGGCAUUAGAAUCAGAUGCACACUCAACAGAUACACAACUUAAAAUGCCCAAUGGAAAUGUGGUCAAUGAUGAGUCACAUGUUAAUCAUGCAGUUGAAGAUGACAAAGAAACAACAGUUAUACCACAAGAUGAACAAGUUAACGAUAUAAUAGAAGCUAAAAUUAUUGCUAAGCAAAUUGUUGAUUCAGUCAUAGAUAAUGCUAUUUCUAUUGCCUCUAAGAAAUGUUCAGAAGAUUCAAGUGAACAUGCAACAGAAAACAAUGAGAAUAUUUCUGAGUCUUUAGACAAUGGAAGCGUUUCUCUAGAUAGUAAUGGUCAAGUCAGUACAGAAGCCACAAUCACAAGGAUUCCCUCUCAAGAAAGUGUUGAUGUUGCAUCAGAAAAUGACAAUUCAGUGACAGCAAAAUUCACUCAUGUUCUCCAAAAAGAUGCAUUCCUUGUCUUCAGAGCCUUAUGCAAGCUCUCUAUGAAGCCCCUGCCUGAAGGCACCCCUGACCCAAAAUCUCACGAAUUGAGAUCAAAAAUCCUAUCUUUGCAUUUACUUCUAUCUAUUUUGCAAAAUGCAGGACCUGUCUUUAGGAACAAUGAGAUGUUUAUCACUGCAAUAAAGCAGUACCUUUGUGUAGCUUUGUCCAAAAAUGGAGUCAGUUCUGUACCAGAAGUAUUCGAACUGUCUUUAGCCAUCUUCUUGGCACUACUUCAGAACUUCAAAGUUCACCUCAAGAAGCAGAUCGAGGUCUUUUUCAAAGAAAUCUUUAUGAAUAUUCUGGAAACAUCAAGUUCUUCAUUUGAACACAAAUGGAUGGUGAUUCAAGCCCUAACUAGGAUUUGUGGUGACGCGCAAAGCGUAGUCGAUAUUUAUGUUAACUACGACUGCGAUUUAUCAGCCGCUAAUCUUUUCCAACGGCUCGUUAAUGAUGUUUCUAAAAUCGCUCAAGGCAGGCAAGCCUUGGAACUCGGUGCAACGCCCAAUCAGGAGAAGUCUAUGCGCAUUAGAGGUCUUGAAUGUCUAGUUUCUAUAUUGAAAUGUAUGGUAGAAUGGAGUAAGGAACUUUACAUCAAUCCAAACCUGCAAACAACUUUGGGUGAAAGAACGACUAAAGAAGACACUGAUCAUCAUAGUAUGAAAUCCCAUGGAGGGUCUAGUCUGAGUUUGGUUUCCACUGGGUCUAGCAAUAUUGGCAAUAGAGAAACGUUAGAUUCACCUGAACAAUUUGAAGUGCUGAAGCAACAGAAAGAAGUUUGGGAAACUGGCAUUGAUCUUUUCAACAGAAAACCUAAAAAAGGUGUCGCAUUUCUUCAAGAACAGAGUUUGUUAGGUACUUCAACUAAAGAAAUUGCUGAAUGGUUGUUAACAGAUGAGAGACUCGACAAGACUUUUAUAGGGGAGUAUUUAGGUGAAAAUGACGAUCAUUCCAAAGAAGUUAUGUAUGCGUAUGUAGAUUCGAUGAAUUUCUCCAACAUGGAUAUUGUGGCGGCUCUACGAUACUUCUUAGAGGGCUUCAGAUUGCCUGGCGAAGCUCAAAAGAUUGACAGACUGAUGGAAAAAUUCGCUUCGCGUUACUGCGAAUGCAAUCCUAAUAACACGCUAUUCAUGAGCGCGGAUACAGUUUAUGUUCUGGCCUUCUCAAUAAUAAUGUUAACGACUGAUUUGCAUUCGCCGCAAGUAAAAAACAAAAUGACAAAAGAACAAUAUAUAAAGCUGAAUAGCGGCAUAAGCGACAAUAAUGACUUGCCGCGCGAGUAUUUGUCUCAGAUUUAUGACGAAAUCGCCGGCCAUGAGAUCAAAAUGAAGAACGUAUCUAAGCCCGGAAAACACAUGAUUGCGAAUGAAAAGAAAAGGAAACUUAUAUGGAAUAUGGAGAUGGAGCAGAUCUCUACAGCGGCUAAAAAUCUUAUGGAGUCUGUAUCGCACGUCCAAACGCCUUUUACGACCGCAAAACACGUGGAACAUGUGCGGCCAAUGUUUAAAAUGGCUUGGACUCCGUUCCUCGCUGCAUUUUCAGUGGGGCUACAGGACUGUGAUGAUCCUGAGAUAGCUUCUUUGUGUCUCGACGGCAUCCGAUGUGCGAUCAGGAUAGCCUGCAUAUUCCAUAUGUCAUUAGAAAGGGACGCGUAUGUCCAAGCUUUAGCGCGGUUCACACUUCUGACUGCUAACUCGCCGAUCACAGAAAUGAAGGCUAAGAACAUUGACACGAUAAAAACGUUAAUAACGGUUGCGCAUACUGACGGAAACUAUUUAGGCUCGAGUUGGUUGGACGUCGUGAAAUGCAUUUCACAACUAGAAUUGGCGCAACUCAUAGGAACAGGCGUACGGCCCCAGUUUUUGUCAGGGUCAGGAAUAAAACCACAACCUGAUGCUCUGAAGUUUAGCUUGAUGGCUCUAGACCCCAGUGUUAAGGAACACAUCGGAGAAACCAGUUCCCAAAGUGUUGUAGUGGCUGUGGACAGAAUAUUUACUGGGUCUACGAGACUCGACGGUGACGCCAUAGUAGACUUCGUUAAAGCAUUGUGUCAAGUCUCACUGGACGAAUUGAGCCAUCCCACCAAUCCUCGAAUGUUUUCUUUACAGAAAAUUGUCGAGAUUUCCUACUACAACAUGGGACGUAUUAGGUUGCAAUGGUCCCGUAUAUGGCAAGUUCUUGGAGACCACUUCAAUAAAGUCGGGUGUAGUGGCAACGAAGAUAUAUCGUUCUUUGCUGUCGAUUCUCUUAGACAGUUGUCGAUGAAAUUUAUAGAAAAGGGAGAAUUCGCCAACUUUAAAUUCCAAAAAGACUUUUUGCGACCUUUCGAACACAUAAUGAAGAAGAACAGUUCCCCGACGAUCAGAGACAUGGUAGUGCGCUGUAUUGCGCAGAUGGUGAAUUCACAAGCGCCGAAUAUAAAAUCCGGUUGGAAGAAUAUAUUUUCCGUUUUCCAUUUGGCGGCCAGCGAUCAAGACGAAGCAAUUGUUGACUUGGCAUUCCAGACGACAGGCAAGAUUAUAACGGAACUGUACGAGAAGCAGUUCCCAGCCAUGAUCGAUUCAUUCCAAGACGCAGUGAAGUGUUUGUCGGAAUUCGCGUGCAAUGCUAAGUUCCCUGAUACCUCGAUGGAAGCUAUAAGACUCGUACGAUCGUGUGCGUCUGCUGUUGGCGCGUCGCCGCAUUUGUUUGCAGAACACGCCGGAUUAGAAGGCGAACAGGGAGCCCCUGAAGAAGACAGGGUUUGGCUUAGAGGAUGGUUUCCCUUACUAUUCUCGCUGUCAUGUGUAGUCAGCCGGUGCAAGCUCGAUGUUCGUACGCGAGGUCUCACAGUUCUAUUUGAGAUUAUAAAAACUCAUGGUGACUCAUUCCGUCCGCAUUGGUGGAGAGAUUUAUUCAAUAUCCUAUUCAGGAUCUUUGACAAUAUGAAAUUACCUGAACAUCAAUUGGAGAAGAACGAAUGGAUGACCACUACGUGCAAUCACGCUUUGUACGCAAUCGUCGACGUAUUCACCCAAUACUUUGAUAUUCUUGGGACACUACUUUUAGAGCAGUUGUAUGCACAAUUACACUGGUGCGUGCAACAAGAUAAUGAACAACUAGCCAGAUCAGGAACCAACUGUUUGGAGAAUCUAGUCAUUUCGAACGGAACCAAAUUCAAUGAGGAUACGUGGAGUAACACGUGUCAAAUAAUGUUGGAUAUCUUCAACAGCACUUUACCAACUACCCUCUUAACAUGGAAACCGGAGGAAAGCGAUGAGGGAGAAGCUCCUCGACAUGGGAUACUAAAGAAGUCACAAGGGAGCGACGAGUUGAAAUCUUCAAACAGGAUUUUCAACAGCCUGUUAAUAAAAUGCGUAGUCCAACUCGAAUUGAUUCAAACAAUAGACAAUAUAGUUUUCUAUCCGGCGACUUCUAGAAAAGAAGACGCAGAAACUCUGGCAUUAGCCGCUGCGGAAUUGACAGGUUCGUCCCCUGGCGCCGAACAGGAAUGUCAACGAGAAGAACAAGGGAUGUACAGAUUACUUAGUUCGCCGCAUUUGCUACGACUCGUCGAAUGUCUUAUGUGCAGUCAUCGAUUCGCUAAAACUUUUAACACGAACAACGCGCAAAGGAACGUGCUUUGGAAGGCUAACUUCAAGGGGUCCGUGAAACCGAACAUGUUGAAGCAAGAGACGCAGUCCCUAGCUUGCGUUCUGCGGAUACUGUUCAAGAUGUACAGUGACGAGGCCAGGAGAGACCACUGGCCGGCCGUGCAGAAGAGUCUGAUCAGUAUUUGCUGCGAAGCGCUGGAGUACUUCGCGAGUGUGACGAACGAAGCGCACAGAGAUGCUUGGACGUCGAUCCUGUUGCUGAUCCUAACGAGAAUACUGAAGAUGCCCGACGAAAGAUUUGCGGCGCACGUUUCCAGUUACUACCCUCUCCUCUGCGAGAUCACGUGUUUCGACCUCAAGCCCGAGCUUCGUUCCGUUCUCCGCCGCGUCUUCAUACGCAUCGGACCUGUUUUCAACAUCGUCACGAACGCGCAGUAAGCGCUUCUAAAGUUUUGUCACACUAGUGAAUAAGUUUUAGGAAUUUCGAAUGUUUUUUUAUUUAUUAGAAGUGUAGUGCGGAACUGCGAAUAUCUCACACCCAAUGGCGCAAGAUAUCAUUGGAUGUUUUAUUAAGCGCAUUAGUUGUUGUGGUAGGGCUCGUGUAUAAAAAAAAAUCCUCUUUAGUGUUUUUAACUUGGAAACUGUAUUGUAUUUGAUUUAAUUUACUUAAUUCUUAUGCAAUCGACAAUAAUCUCUAUAACAGUAUUACCAAUAUACCAACCCUAUUUUAAAAGUCAACUACGUAGUUUUGGUGGUGGAAAAUAAGUACCUAAUUUAGAGAAGAGUUCAUUCAGAUUCUGAUAUUUAUAUAGAUGUUUUAAAAUUGUUUCAUUGUUGACUUGGUAUUCGCUAGUGUGAUAAAGCUAAACAUAGCGCUCUCCUGUAGUAAAUUUUCUGUUACAUACGUCAAUGUUUUGUUCAUGCGGAUGUCAUGUCUCGUGAGCCCAGACUUUACUACCGGUGGGCCCUAACAAAAAUAUGGCCUUAUAGUACUGUAGGUAAACUGACUUCGUUGUAACGUUAAAUAAAAAUACAUUUCGUUGAUUCCUUAAAUUUUAAUGUAAUAUUGACAGCAAUCAGUACUUCAGUAGUAUUAAAAGUGAUCUAUUAUAAAUAGGGUAGUUCGUCGUAAUUUAUAUAAAUUAUUAUUUUAUUAUCAUUGGUUAAAAAUUAUAAUUGUAUUAUAAUAAAAAACAUAGAAGUUGUAUCUAUAAAUUUAUAGUUUAUACUGUAUAUUUGAAGUUUUUACUGUUUGGCUUCGUUUAUUGACACGCGGGCGUUGUGUAGAGCGUUAGCGUUUGUUGAUUCACUCAAAGAUGGCGCUUAUUACACUCAAGAACUCGCGUAUGAAUAUUCCAAUGAAAGAGGAAUUACAAUGUUCAUGUAACGCUCCGCGCCACGCGCCGCUACAAGCUGCGACCCGAACUCACUCGCCUGUUCUCUUGUUUUCUAGCUAGACUGAUCAGACUGUGAUUGCAAUGUUUUCAUUUCCACAGCUUUCCGUGUUAUCCUUUCAAGAGUGACUUCAGAACUCGCACUAUAUUAUUACAUUAUCCUUAAAUAAAGAUUAUAAAUGCGAAA